AACAAUGUAAUUAUUAAUCAGUUGAAUUGUUAGAUUUUUAAUUUUUUUAUAUAUUUUUAAUCAUGAAGAAGGAACAAAUCCAACUUACUUUCAUUCAAACAUGGAUUCGUGGCUAUCUUACUAGGACUCGUUCCAUCAAUCUGAUUCCAGCCAUCUUAAGAGAUAUUGCAGCUGUAACGAUACAGAUCUGGUGGAAGACGACCUCAGAAAGAUGUUGCCGAAAUCCUAUCAGACUUAAAUACACGCGCGAAGCUACAGGGGAUUAUAAUGAAAUAGAACAGGUGAUCAAUAUUCAAAAAUGGUGGAAAUCGGUAAAAGGGAAAAUAGUAAGAGAAAACGAGUUUUCUGAAGGAAAAUUACUGGAAUUGCGUGAUACGACUCGUUCGUCAAACGUUAGUGAUUUAAUGAUAAAGGAAUGUAAUGAAAGAGAGACGAAGAUUUGUAAGAAAAGUUUAGAGAAUGUUUUAAUGAAAAAAAUUGAAGAUUCGAUUAAUGUACCCAACCUAAAGAUAAAAUGUACUGUAAAUUAUUUAAAUAAUCCCGAUAUCGAUAAUACAUCCGAGAGACGUAAAAUAAUUAAAAAAACAAAAAUUACAAUUAAAAUCCCCGUAAGGAGUAAACACUUAGAAGUUAAAGAAAGUGCCAGGGCAUACGAAGAAGAGAAAUUAAUAAUUAUCCAAGCAAAAUUGAAGAUGAAAUUCCAAAAAUCUAUUUAUAGAUUAAAUUAUAGAAGAAUAGUGAACAUUCAAUCGUUAAUUAAAAGUCGUAUACAUCAAGUCGACGUAUACGAAGAGAUUUCGCGUAUAAUCACUAUUCAAGUAAAGUGUAGGAUGUUAUUUGCCAGGACAGAAUUUAAACUUCGUUGCAGAUCAAUAAUUAAUGCUCAAGCGAUAAUUCGUAGCCAUCUUGAUCGUCAGAUGUUACUAAUUUAUCAAUAUAUAGAAAAAUCCAUAAUAAUUCAAGCGACUUGGAAAAUGAAACUUCAACGAAAUAAUUACGCAUCUAAUUAUAAAACAAUUAUUUUUGUUCAAUCUUCAAUUCGGAAUUGCCUUCGUUGUUUAAGAAUUUCCUUUUUUAAAGAACUUGAAAAAUCAUCCAUAAUAAUCCAGUCGAAAUGGCGGAUGAAAAAUCAAAGAUCCGCUUACGUUCUUGAAUGUGAUCGAAUUAACGAGGCACAGAAGUUAAUUCGAAGCUUUACAUAUCGUAAAGUGUUAACGAAGAAUACAGCUGCUGUUAGCAUUCAGUGUUACUGGAAGAUGAAAUGCCAAAAAUCAGCUUUUCAAUUUAAUUAUAAAAGAAUUUUCCAUGUCCAAACAUUAAUUCGAGGUCAUCUUGAUGAUUUGAAAAGGAAAUCUAUUUUCAUUCAAUCGCAAGUGAGGAUGAUUUUUCAAGCUACCAAGUACGAGUGUGUAUACAAAAGUAUCAUGAAUGUUCAAUCUUCAAUUCGCAGUUUUAUUGUUCAGAACGAAUUUUCCCAAAUAAAAAUAAUGAAUUUAGCAGCAAUCAUUAUACAAGCGAAUUGGAAAAUGAUACGAGAGAAGAGUAUUUAUGAAACUCAUUACACAAGAAUUAAGGGCAUUCAGUCAUUAAUCCGAGGGAAUUUCAUUAGGAUGAAAAUUUUAUUUGAAGAUAAGAAAAACAAAUCAACAAUUAUUCAAGCAAAUUGGAGAAGAAAAUGUCAAAGGAUUGCAUAUCGAAUUAACUACAAGAAAGCAAGUAUAACUCAGACAAUGAUUCGUGGUUUCAAUUGCAGAAAAAGGACAUCGCAUGAACUUGACCAUUUGAAAAAAAUGUGUAUCGUUAUACAAUCAAUAUGGAGGAUGAAGGGCCAGAGAGCAUCAUAUAAUUAUUCUUAUAGAAAAAUAAUUGAUUCUCAGUCAUUAUGUAGGCGUUUUACUGAUCGUCAUGAAAUAAAAAAGAAAGACAAAGAGGAGGAGGAGGAGGAGGAGGAGAACAAAGAUGAUGAACUUAGUUAUUCCGUAAUUACCGUAGAAAUAGAAUUGGGAACAUAUGAAAGUGUGUCUGAAAAUUUAAUUAAAUCUCAAGCGUCAGUUAGGAAUUUAACUAAAUCCCAGCUACUACACAAAAGUCAAUAUUGUGUUGAUCAAAUACAUAAAACUAAAGAAACUGUAGCAGCAGCAACUGUAAUUCAAGCAACCAUAAGAAUGAAACUCUUAAAAACUUGCUAUGCUUUAAUGUAUAAAAAAAUAAUUAAUAGUCAGUCAUUAUUGAAAGGAUGCAUCGAACGAAUGAAAAUUAAACGAACGUCUGAAAUAAGAAUUAUUUAUUUAAUAAUUAUGAUUCAAUCUACAGUCCGUCAUCAUUUAGAACGCAUGAAGAAUUCUUCAAAUGGCGAUUUUGGAUCGAUUAUGAUCCAGAGUUGGUGGAGAAUGGCCGUCCAACGUGGAAGUUUUCUUGAUACGAAAUUAAAAGAAAAUUCGAAAAAUAGAAUGGAUGAUAAUUCAAGUACCGAAACUCCAUCUUUUCGUACUAACACGAAAUCGUAUAGUGAAGAAACAUUGAAUCAUUCCAUCAAAUUGGAUAUUAAAUACUCGAAGACUAAAUCAAAAUCAUAUUUACAAGAUUUACAGAUUCAAGUAGUACAAGGUGUUGUACGUGACUUCAUCAUUAGAAGAAAGGCAAUGAUAUUAAUACAAACGAAAAAUAAUCUUAAAAGUAAGCACCAGUCGAAUCAGAUUAGGACGUUGCAAGCUGCUUUUCGUGGUUUCAUUGUUCGAAGAUUAAUGUACGAAAUCAAAUUUAUCCACGAACAGCAAAAACUUCAUCAAGCAGAAAUUAAGCAACUAGAAGAACAAAUGACUGAAGAAUUUGAAGAGGAGCAAUCAAUUCAGCAACAAUCACCGUUUGAAUGUCAAGAAGUGAUGUCAUUUUUGACUUAUUUAAACAAAUCUGAAUAA
Messenger RNA from Centruroides sculpturatus (bark scorpion), 2918 nucleotides. RefSeq lists its product as uncharacterized. The transcript is spliced from 20 exons. Gene Ontology annotation, molecular function: GTPase activator activity; microfilament motor activity; protein binding. Gene Ontology annotation, biological process: intracellular signal transduction. NCBI's taxonomy places the organism in Eukaryota, Metazoa, Arthropoda, Arachnida, Scorpiones, Buthidae. The record is from RefSeq and is a predicted model, not a curated record. Bases 63 to 2918 code for a protein of 951 amino acids.